Messenger RNA from Eleginops maclovinus (Patagonian blennie), 5704 nucleotides. It is a transcript of the gene tmem121b, whose product is annotated as transmembrane protein 121B. The record is from RefSeq and is a predicted model, not a curated record. Lineage: Eukaryota; Metazoa; Chordata; Actinopteri; Perciformes; Eleginopidae. The transcript has a single exon. The coding region runs from base 11 to 1189 and encodes 392 amino acids.
CACAAAUACAAUGAUCUCAGAAACUGGGAACGACAAUCUGAAGGAAGACUAUCUCAAAGCCGAAGCAAGCUAUUUCCCAGACUCCCCCGUCUCCUCUUCUCCCGAAGCCGGGCAGCUGAGCAGGAGGCGGGACACCCAGACCACCAGCGGCAGCAUCAUCCCGGAGGAGAGCGGCAGCAUCCAGCCUCUGGUCUCCUCAGCCGCGGCCGCUUCCAGCAUCAUGACAUCGGGGGAGUUCAUGCAGACCGCUCCCCUGCUGGCGCACAAAUCCAAGAGGAGCCUGCUCUACAAGGCGCUGUGCUUCCUCCUGCUCGUCUUCCAGGGCGGCAUACUGGACUUCUACCUCAUCAUCUUCACCGACCUGUACUGGUGCUCAUGGAUCGCCACGGAUCUGGUGGUGAUCUCGGGCUGGGGGAUUUUCUUCAUGAAGAACGCGCGGAGCAAGAGGGAGCGGGCCUGCGGCUUCCACCAGAAGAGCUCCAUCUUCGGCUGCAACCUCGGGGAGUUCACAUACGCCUACCUGGCCUGGCUCAUAUAUGUCAUCGCCUGCACUCCCAAGGUGGUGCUCAUCCUGGAGACGUCUAUUCUGGACCUGAUCGAGCUCAAAGUACCGUGCGGAGUGACCGGGUUCAAGAUCAUCAUGCUGCUGUCCGCGCCGCUGCUCUUCUGCCUCAUCAACUCCAUCAUCGAGGAUCUGAACGGGGCUACGCGGCACCACUCCCAGAGCUGCUUCCUGAGCACCUGCCUGGACUUGCUGGACAGCUUCACGCUGGUGGAGAUGCUGCUGAGGAGCGAGAUUCCCACGAUGUACCUAAAGUACACCGUCAUCUCGGUGUAUUUCGUGGCUCUGGCCGUGCCGGUGAUCUGGCUGUACGAGCUCACCGCGUCCGAGCUGCGCUUCCGGUGGCUGUGGGCCCGCUUCUGUGCGAGCCUGGUGGUCAACGCCCCCCUGCUGGUAGUCAGGUGUUUCCAGGUCUACGUCUACGGGAUGCCGGUGUCGGUGUUCAUGUUCAAAAACAUCUUCUUCUUAGUGUGUAGAUUUUUGGAGCUGGUGGAGCAGUGUGUGGCGGUGCGCGGGGUUCGGAAGCUGGCUGGAGGCAGCAACCCGGCCCAGUUCUCCCACUGCGUGUCCGAGAACGAUAUGUGUCCGCACGGAUACGUCAACACCCUGGCUGUCACCCAGUCCUAGAGCCAGGACAGAGGCCAGGAGCUGCCCUGCGUUCAAGACAAAGCUGGAAAUGGGAAAAUCCACUUUCAAACUCAGCUCCUGAUUGGGUUUUUGGAUAAGAGAUGAUUUGAAAAACAAUAUCACAACAAACCUACUUGAAAGGUAUUUAGACAACAAUUUAUCAUUACACGAAACAGGAAAAGGGUGCUUUGUAAAAUGAUAUAACAAAACAAUAGGAGAAAGUAGAACUAUUAAUCCAUAUAGGCUAUACUUAAUGAGUCACUUUACCCCAGUUAAAAAAAUACUUAUUUUCUCAUUUAUAUUCAGGGGCCCACAUUGUACUAUAGUUGUAGUGAAAAGAACAUCUUAGUAAUACUCACAACAUUAAAAAUGUAAUUUGUCCUCCCACAAACACCUUCCAUGUUACACUGGAGUGGAGAAUACAAAAACAAAACUGGAGGCAUUUUUCAUUUUCAGUGUUUAUUACAAAGAAAUGAUCACAUUUCUGAAAAGAGAUGUGGCUUUUUUGACAUAAUGUCAUUAUGAUUUGUUUCAUAUUUGUCAAUACUAUACCUAGCUUUUUGACAUAUGAAACCUCGAAAUGCAUCCAUUGAUAUUUUUCUAAUUCCAGUAUAAAAUAACACUAUAUGUUGUAUGUUAGAAGGCUCCCAAGAUACCCUAAUGCACGUUCACUAGCACUGAAAUAGAGUUAUUCAUGAUAUGACCCCUUUAAAUGGAAAUAAAUAUGACAUGGCUUGAAUUGGGUAUAUAGCUGCAACCCUGUAUACGAUUUCACAUCAAAUGACCACAAAAUAAAGCAACUGACAGGACCUGAGGCGUUUGGGGAUUUUACUUAUCCCACCCAAUAACCACAUUGUAGUUAUGAGGAAUACACAGAUUAAUAACUAUAGGCAAAACACUUUUUCAGAGCAGUUCAAUUUUGUUUACAGGGUUUUUUGCCACAAUGUUGGAUACUUUGGAACCUUUGAUCCGCCUGAUCUUUUUGAAAUUUGUACUUGGAACAUUUCACGACAGGAGAAUGGAUUUUCCGAUUUUUGGACAUGUCUGGAACACUUCAUCUGUACCAGCCUUACAGUGCUCCCCGUACAGACCAGUCUACAGGUGCUAUAGUCAAACCCAAAACCUGCAAUAGCCUACAACAAACAGAGAAACAACUUUAGUGAAUUGGACCUUGUUGAGUUGUGUGUUUUCUGUCUGUGAGUUUCACCGCUGCACUUGAAUGGAGACGGCAGAUGGACUUGGUGUCGUGUUAGGACGUAAAGUGCAAUUUGUAGAAUCUUCUGGACUGAUUUACCAGGACUCCCUCCUUGUACACCAGUGUUUUGUAUUGGUAGAAGUAUUACUGAGAGUAGACACAUGUGUUAGAUCCAACAGUGCCAUGACAAACAGGUUUUCUACAGCUUUUUAAAAAUUGACCCCUGGCCAGCAGGACUCUCUGUUGGCACCACUGGCUGUGCUACUGUUUUACUACUUUCAUUUCUGGGAUCAGAAGUCCUCAAAGAUCACUGUUCACUUCAACAUCCCUCAUUUAAAGAGCCUCUGGGUCACCUAAGGGCACAGCUCCUAAUUUCCUUUAGAAACACACCUGUGAGUCAUGUCUGGGAAUAUAAAUAUUAGUGUUCCUGUCUUAGUACUAUAUGGAAUCCCAUUCCUCCCAAGAAAUUCCGUUAAAUAUAAGAAAUUGGAAUCCCUCUUUUUUAUGUCCAGUACCUCUAAGAUUACAGGAAGAAAAACAAAGUGCUCCUUUGUAAAUUGUCAUAUACACUGUUGGCGAAUGUUUUAUUAUGUACACAAUGUCUGCCAGUGAACCAUCUACUUGCUAGAUUUUGUAAGUAAGAAGUCAUUUGGUGUUUUUGGGGGGCUUAAGUGUCAGAGUUGGAGUUUUUCCAGUCAUAAUCCCUUUAUGGUAGAACUUAAUCAGUCCAAAUCUUUAGUCAUUUUUCUUUGUUUUGUAGUGGUCUUUUGGCAAAGGCGCCAACAUACUGCUAAUAGUGCAACCAUAUCAUCAAAGUUUAUUUAGGUCAUUUUGGAAGAAGAUCAUUUGGAGUGGGCAAAAGCUUGUGUGCAGUGUGUGUCUGCAUGCAUUGCGACAAAAAACUUUGACUGUCACAAUUCUGAUUAUGGAAGCCCUGAGAAGCCUGAAUGGUGAUCCAUUGUACAUGUUUUUUAUUUGCUUGUUUUUUUCAGACUUAACUUCAACAUUACGGCAUAGAUCGCUAACAAUCAGUAUAUGUACGUUUGGUUUAGAGUGCAUGAAGAGAUUCAAACCCACCUGGAGGAAAACAUGAAUUCCAUAAAUCCUAUAGUGGUGCCUCUUGUGGUCAAAACGAGUAUUACAAAAACAAACUAUUUAGAAAAUUUGAUCAAAAUCAACUUUCAAAAAACGGUAAGACCAUCCUGGCAUUAUUUAGAUCAGACCCUUAAAAUGGAUCACCAGAUUGUUUUGUUUUUUCACUUCGCUUUUCCUUUAAUAAUUGGUUUAAGUCAAAAGCGACAAACAUGCUGUAGCCAACAGGUUGUGUUUAUCUACCUUUCUGUGUUGACUUUUGAGAGUAUAUCAAAAAUAGGAUAUUUUAAGAGAAUUUGAGUGUUUGAUGGAAAUAGUACACUUGAAGAAUGACAGUGGGUACAGUAUGUGCUAGUGGCAGUGGUAAUGUACAUAAAAAACAUGGUAGAUUAAAGUAUAUUAUACAAUACGGAAUAUAUGAAUGGAAGACAGGUGCAAUAUGGGUCGGGGGAGUCGGAACUGAUUUUAGUGCCUAUUAUUUUGGAGCUGAAUGAACUCAUAGUUUUUGCUGCUUGAAUGAGUCCUAAGUCCCGGGAAUGAGUUAGCAUUUUUGUGCUCCAGGUUCCCUCGUCUUUAAGUGGAUGUUUUUUUUGAAUAAGCUUAAAAGAAUAUAGAUGCUCUCACGUUUCUUAAAAGAAGGUGUUGCUAGCUAGCAGUUAAACAAACUCACACAAAAACAAAGGAACUCAUCUACUCAGUGCUUGGUGUAGUUUGUUUGUAGCUAAUGUUAGAUUUUGAUGCUUUUAAAAACAUACAGUGGUGUUCAUUUCCUACGUUUAGUUUACUGAACAGAACAUAUAAGUAUCAUACACUUGUGUUGUCCACAGAACUUGUUUUUAGGAAUAAACCAAAAGAAAUCUACAAUUGAAAAUACCAUUGACCUUACAUCGAAGGAACCAGCGAAUGCUAACUUUCGGAGGGUUUUCAAAAUGUACCUCAUCCCUGCAGCACACUUAGGAGGAGAAUUUAAUCACAGUGAGGGUAUAUGUGCAAUUUCUUUGCUUUAUUUGCCUCUCUUUGAGGGAUCAGCGUAUGCAGGUCAAAGGUUGUGCCUUGUGAGCAGUGUGACUGCUGAGGGGUCGAGACUGAGGACGAGGAAGGUCCACCAUAAAGGAACACACCAGAGUUUUUUCAAGUUGUAUCCCCUUCAGUACAAAUCACAAAUAGUUUCAGGUCUCUGCAGGGGAUUUUCAUGCUGUGUUGAAAUCAGCGAAUAUCUAGGGAAAAGGAAACUUCAAAUGUAUUGUUGGCUCAGAAAAUGUCUAGAAUGGAUGAACAGUAGAUGUGAUUUUCAGAUAAAAUAAACAGUCAGAAAAGUGUGACUUGCGAGAAAACGACUUAUUGAUAGAUGUCAUUGAUCUAACUGUACUCUUCUUUCACACCAAAUCAGGCAGUUAAGGGUACUGACAAACAAAAUAGCUAAUAAACAAUCCUAAAUAUAGUUGCAUUUGUUAUUCUAAAUAAUAAUAAUGCUCAUAUUUUUGGACGAAUGAAAUAGAUAAUCAUUUUGAAGAUUGACAAACUAAUAUAUCUUUUCCCAGAGUUCAGAAUGAGCCUUCCUUCUUCUAAAAGAUAUCACGUUAGAUUGCUAAUGUUGGCUGCUGUUAUAAAUAUGAUGCGUUGACCGAGGUUCUCCUUACUUACUUUCUCAAAUAUCAAUGAGAACAGCUUCUAUUUGUUUGUUGCUUAUCAUAUAUUGCCAAAGUAUUUCAAAAAAAGCUUAUAUUUUAUACUAUUUUGUGUUAUUACCUUGUGCCAGUAAUCUGCAAUGCCUUUGCAUAUGUAUCCUACACUGUUGUUAACGCUUUGGUACAAUCUUUUUGGGAUUUGCACAUGAAGCUCAUCACUCAGUUAUCAUUAUGAAGCUCUAAGCUGAAGUAUAGUGGGCCUUUAACCUGCAUGGACAAGCACAGUGCAUACCUACACUGAACUACCAAAGGCUUUAAUAGACGGAUAUCCAAAAGAAGCCAAUCAUGCUACUCAGAUUGUUCAUUCUUUAGCCUACGUGCAAUGAAAAACACAGUGUGUGCUAUUCAAACACUCUCUUGUCUUACAUUAUAUGGGCUUUCUUUUUUUAUCCUAAUUUGUUUACAGGGAAAUACCAUUGCUGUUGUUUACAGACAGGAUUCUGCCUGUACUGUAAAGUUGUGUAGUGUAUAUCUGUACUGAUAUAAUCUAUGUACUGUAGAUGUAAGACAGAGUAUUAUGUGGUCGAAACCUGAAAUAAA